This is a messenger RNA of Purpureocillium lilacinum, 1419 nucleotides long. RefSeq lists its product as uncharacterized. Gene Ontology annotation, molecular function: pyridoxal phosphate binding; transaminase activity. Gene Ontology annotation, biological process: biosynthetic process; amino acid metabolic process. Lineage: Eukaryota; Fungi; Ascomycota; Sordariomycetes; Hypocreales; Ophiocordycipitaceae. The record is from RefSeq and is a predicted model, not a curated record.
AUGUCGCUCUCCGCCCGCGCCAACAAGCUCACGGCGCCCGACCCCAACUUCUUCUUCAUCCAGGUCCUCGCCGACCUGUACGACGCCCAGACGAACCAGCGCGGCUAUGUCAACCUCGGCGUCGCCGAGAACACGCUGCUCCAUGAGCGCUUCAUGAAGCACAUGCGCGCCAAGCUGGAGCCCGAGGACGGCAUCCCCGCCAUCGCGCUCACCUACGGCGACGGCUACAAGCGCCUCAAGCCCACCGUCGCGCGCUUCCUCACGCGCCAGCUGCGGCCCGUCCGCGCCAUCACGCCCGCCGACGUCUUCGUCAGCAACGGCUGCACCGUGGCUAUCGAGAACCUGUCGUGGGCGCUCGCCAACCCGGGCGACGCCAUCCUCAUCGGCCGGCCCUACUACGGCGCCUUCCCCACCGAUGUCGGCAAGCGGACCGGCGUCGAGCUCCGGCCCGUGGCCUUUGGCGCCGGCGUCGACCCCAUGGGCCUCGCCGCCGUCGACCCCAUGGGCCUCGCCGCCGUCGACCCCAUGGGCCUCGCCGCCGUCGAGGCUCACCGCGCUGCCAUUCUUGCCGCCAAAGACCGCGGCCAGCGCAUCGCCGCCAUCAUCCUCGCGCACCCGAAUAACCCGCUCGGCCGGUGCUACCCGCGGGACGUGCUCCUCGCCUACAUGCGCCUCUGCCAGGAGCAUCGCGUGCACCUCAUCAGCGACGAAAUCUACGCCCUGUCCGUCUUCGAGAACGCCUUUGACACGGAGCCCGCGCCUGUGCCCUUCGAGUCGGCCCUGUCCAUCGACGUCAACGGCAUCAUCGAUCCGGAGCUCGUCCACGUCAUCUGGGGCAUGAGCAAGGACUUUGGCGUCAGCGGGCUGCGCAUGGGCUUCGUCAUCACGCAAGGGAACUCGCCGCUCAAGGGCGCCCUGCAAAACGUCUUUGAGUUUGGCUGGACAAGCUCGCUGUCAGAUCUCGUGACGGCCAACGUGCUGGACGACGACGAGUGGGUGGACACUUUUAUCCGAGACAAUCGCCGCCUGCUCGGCAAGCAGCACGCCAUCGUGCUCCGCUGGGCGCGGGACAACGGCAUCGAGUACACCCCUGGCAGCAACGCGGGCUUCUUCGUAUGGGUGAAUCUCGGCGCCGCGUACCUCAAGAACCGGGUCGCCGACGACGAGAAGCAGCAGGUGGACCUGGACAAGGACGUCAUGGACAGCCUGCUCAAGGAAAAGGUCUUUCUCGCCGACGGCGUGCGGUUCGGCGCCGAGGAGCCGGGCUGGUUCCGCAUCAUCUUUGCGCACGAGACCGAGUACCUGGAGCUCGGACUAGAACGCAUCCUAGCUGCGGUGGGCGGCAGCGUCAGCAAGAAGGAGAGCUCCGAACUGCCAUAUAGAACAAACGGCGUCAACGGCGUCAACGGCAAAGCAUAG